AUGAAGAUCUCAUCAAUCACUUUAUUUGCAGCAGUGGUGGCAGGAUCCUUUGCCGAUGCUGUCCCGGCCCAUCGUCGUGGAGCGGAUCUGAAACCCAGAUACUAUUUCCCAAAGGUUGUCAAGAGGCAAGUGGUCACAUUCGACAACUCUACCACGACGGACUCGGCCAGCGCCAGCUCUACGGACUCGGGGUUAGGUAGCCUGAUAUCGUCAGUAACUGAUGCUUUGUCCGGUGUUGCAUCACAAAUCUCGAACGAUUCGCCGACAUCAACACCAGCAAGCACCGACGCGCAAACGACUGACACCGCUUCAACCGACACUUCAACCGAUACCGCAACCGAUUCCUCAACCGAUUCCGCAACCGAUUCUGCAACUACAACGGAUCCUUCAGCUACUCCCUCAGCUACAGACACAAGCGUCGCCACGAUCACGGAUCCUUCGAGUAGUCCAUCUGCAACCGAUGUCCCUACCAGUAUCAACACUGAUACUACCGCGACUGGGUCGGACACGGCUACCAUCACAGAUGCUGCCUCUACAACAAACUCAACGGCUGACGAGAGUGGCAUUACUCUUGGCCUCUCCAUCAUUACGAGCGAUUCAUCUUCAGACACUGCCUCUAUCACUGCUAGCACAACAGACACGGCGGCUUUGGCAUCAAGCACUGCUGCAGCCGAAUCUGUUCUCUCGUCGGCCAGCGAUGCUGCAACUUCCAUCUUGUCUGUCGCAAGCUCGUUGCAAUCGGUUGCGGCGACGGCCUCCGGUACUGACAUCGCCUCCAUUUCUUCAGCCUUGUCUUCGGCCGCCUCAGCCGCUUCCUCAAUUGCGUCCGAUGUGAGCUCAGCAAACUCCGUCAUCACUUCGGCGGCUGGCGCUACAAGUUCUAAUUCAGCCGAUGUGACUUCGGGUACCAGCUCGCCCACGGACCAAAUAACCUCGCCAACAACUACGCCGACAGACUCGCCGACAGAUGUGGUAACACCACCUCCUACCACUACCCCAACAACGACACCGAGCGGACCUACAGACAAUCCUACUGGGAACCCAACCACCACUCCAACCACCACUCCGACUGAUGGUCCGACUGACAUACCUACUACCACUCCGACCACUACUCCUACUGAUGUUCCUACAACCAUUCCUACAAGUCCAACAAGUCCAACAGAUGUCUCUGUGGGACCGACUGAUUCUCCCACAAUUACUGGAGGCACUGGCAACAAUACCGUGAUCACGACUCCUACCAAUACGCCAACAGAUACAACCAGCGACACAAGGACCACGCCUACUGACACCCCUACAACCAUCCCAACAUUAACUCCAGCUGUGACGCCAUUCGUUGGGAAUCUGUCAACCCCAGUGAUCACCCCUACCACGACUGACAAGCUCACAACCUCAGGGCCUCCGGUAAACACUGUUAAGCCCACUGGGACUGACUCGGCCACAGCGUUUACUCCAGAUUCGAGCAUCAUCUCUGCUACAACAGCAGCUCCCACCGAAACUUCCAAGUCUGCUUCGACAAGCGCUGCUGUUAUUCCAACAACACUCCCUCGUGUGAUUCAACCACAAGGUGGUGUGCCUGAUGCACCAGAAAACUCUACGUUGAUCCAGCUCGGAUUUGACUACGGCCUCAACUACGCUUUCGUGGUAUCGUCCCCGACUGCUGUGUCUCAAAUAUUCUCCUAUCUCCCAGUCGGUGUUUCCCAUGGACUGGGCAUCGACCUUGACCAAGUGGUGAUGCAGUACCUGCAGCCUUACAACACUUUGGAUACCUUGAACUACAUUACCACUUUGGCUAUGGCGUACAUUCCCGCAGACAAAGUCGACCUCCUCUCGGUGCAACUGCUGAACCCUAACUCUGAUCUCUACAACAAUCCAAACCCGUCGGUAGUGACUCUGAUGGGCAUGAUUGACCCUUCGAUUCCUGUUCUGCCUGGAUCUCAAAUUGCCGGUGGAGGCACACCAAUCAACUCGGCGAAUUCUGCCGCCACCACUUCUGACCAAAAUGCCACUCCCAACGAUGGUACACCCGGUACCUCCGACUCUGGAAGCUCCCCAGUCCGGCCAUCUUCAGUUGGUAUCGCAGUCGGGGCCGUGGCUGGUGCCGCAGUCUACGGAGCUGCCAUGUUCCUUGUUGCACGAAGGUACAAGAAGAGAAAGGCUGGCCACCAGCGGUCAAGCAGUAUGCAAUCAGGCAACCGCGGCAAUCGUCCCGGCGAACAGUCCAACCUCAUGAUCGGGGCACGGGGCAGCUAUGGUACUCGAUUCGGUGGAAGAACCUCCCGGACAAGUGAUCGCAGCAAUUCUCAGCGAAGCGGGCGGACGUAUAUUAGCCCACCUGUAAUGGCCGAGAACAGUUUGGGAUGGAACUGA
Molecule: messenger RNA, 2367 nt
Organism: Fonsecaea multimorphosa CBS 102226
Lineage: Eukaryota; Fungi; Ascomycota; Eurotiomycetes; Chaetothyriales; Herpotrichiellaceae
Exons: 1
Coding region: 1-2367 (788 amino acids)
Biological process (GO): establishment of cell polarity; osmosensory signaling pathway via Sho1 osmosensor; fungal-type cell wall organization
Cellular component (GO): cell surface; plasma membrane; extracellular region
Molecular function (GO): osmosensor activity
Source: RefSeq, a predicted model, not a curated record